Messenger RNA from Kuraishia capsulata CBS 1993, 393 nucleotides. RefSeq lists its product as uncharacterized. The record is from RefSeq and is a predicted model, not a curated record. The transcript is spliced from 3 exons. NCBI's taxonomy places the organism in Eukaryota, Fungi, Ascomycota, Pichiomycetes, Pichiales, Pichiaceae. Bases 1 to 393 code for a protein of 130 amino acids.
AUGUCUCAGGACGCAGGCUUCAGCAACAACCCUUUCCUUGAGGAUGCAAGCCAGGCCUCCGUCGGCAGAUCCGAUCGACUGAGAGAGCCAAGGGCCGCGAAAAACAGACAGAGGGGACUUUCACUGCGAACACAGUUGCUAAACCGAAGUCUUAUGGAACAGGAAAUCCCAAGUUAUUCUCACAAGUUAUCGCCAACACGAGAGUUUCAGACUGAUGAUAUAGAGUUGACGGCUGUUGACGGAAGUUAUGCUUCACAUGAUAGUCAGGUGUUCAAGUUUGAGCCUGAUUAUUCAGACAUCGAUGGACCUCGGACCUCGGAUGAAGAGCCGUCUCUUUUGCUUGGCAAACGGCCAAAGAUGCUCGGAACAAUUUUCCCUACAUCAACAACCUGA